Neurospora hispaniola is the source of this 1652-nucleotide messenger RNA. Its product is annotated as mediator of RNA polymerase II transcription subunit 6. The coding region runs from base 308 to 1390 and encodes 360 amino acids. Gene Ontology annotation, cellular component: mediator complex; core mediator complex. Gene Ontology annotation, molecular function: transcription coactivator activity. Lineage: Eukaryota; Fungi; Ascomycota; Sordariomycetes; Sordariales; Sordariaceae. The record is from RefSeq and is a predicted model, not a curated record. The transcript has 2 exons. Gene Ontology annotation, biological process: regulation of transcription by RNA polymerase II.
CUCAAACGUGUUGACGCUAUGCUUUAAUCUUUAUCCAAAUAGCAUCAUAGAGGUAGCUACCACCUAAUUUCCAUCUUCCAACUGCCAUGGCUUCUCGACUUCACUAAUUCUAACGAAGACUAUUCCCGUUAUAUUCACGACUUCUUGAACGCCCAACCACAAAACUUGUCACCAAAUACGCUCCGUUCUUCCGGGAUUUCUCCCCAGGCUUGUCCACAACUUUUCGCGAACCCCUUCGGCAUUCUGUACGGCAUCAGGCACAAUUGGCGGCAGCCUUUGGCACUACAAAGUAUAGAACGUAUCGACAAUGGCAUUCGAUCCAGCGGCCAACGCCGGGCCUCCUCUCGACGAGAUCCAAUGGCACACUCCUCCUCAGUUCGAAGCAGGCAUCCACUCAAACAGCAUCCUCUACUACUUCGCGCAAUCGCCAUUCUAUGACAAGACCUCCAACAAUGAGGUCGUUUUCCAACAGGGUCUCAAUAACCAGGCCAUGUCCCAAUAUCUCGCCACCCGCGAGCUAUUCGAGAGUCGACUGAGGGAAAUGUCUGGGCUGGAGUUCAUUGUUGCUCAGGAACCCGCUGAGACAGGUCCGGGGAUGGGUACAGGUGUGUGGGUGAUCAACAAGCAGACGAGGAGGAAGCGCCCACCGACGAACCCUGCGAGGCCUGAGGACGGCCCGCCCGACGAGAUCAUCGUUCAUUCGGUUUACUUUGUGGUGGGCGAGAACAUCUACAUGGCACCCACACUGGCAGAUGUUCUUAGCUCCCGAAUCGGAGCAAUCGCCACCGCCAUCACCAAGACCAUCCCCCUAGUAGACGAAGUAUCCGACUGGGCUCCCGCCGUCGGUCGCCGCUACAUCACUCCCGCCCAACCAUCCGCUGGCGCUGGUGCGGCUAGCGGUACAACCAACUAUACCGCCUCGCGAACCGCCACUCCCCUCCCCGAUGGUCUUCCCAGUACGGCAACUACCAACAAACCCGGCGCCAAGGCCGGCGGCGGAACCACCACAAAUGACCCCCUCCUCGACUCCCUCCUCAUGGAAGAAGCCCUCCUCACCCACGAACGCUACGGCACCGAAUACAUGGACGAGAACCCCAUCACCGGCAAGCCGGGCGACUUCCACCUGACCUCGACCGGCCGCAAGACGCAAACCAAGAGCGCGUUGACCCUUAAGGAGGCGGCGGCCGCGCUGCCGGCUUUGAACACGAAGGGCUUGGGAGCCGCGGGAAGUAAUCCACUUGCUAAAGGAGCGGCGGCGGCGGCGGCUGCGAAUGCGAAUGCCGUGACGGGUAAGGAGACCAAGAGCCCGAAGACGCCGGGUGGCGGUGGACCGCCGAAGCCGAAGAGGAGGAAGAGUAAAAAUGUCAUUACUACCCCCGGUGCGGCUUAGAAGGAGCACAGGGGAGAUAAAGCACAAAAGAAGAAGAAGAAGAAGAAGAACAUGAAGGGUGCGAGGGAGGGGGCAAUUGACAUGGGAGGAACUUGACUUGAUGAAGAGAUGCAUUCAGAUAAAACGGCGUCGAUUGCACAUGGUUGGAUGGCAUUUGGCUUUAGGUACGGCGAUUAGAUACCCUAGGAUGGUGGACAGAUUGGUAAUGUCCAUGAUAUUAAACAUAGCGAGUAUUUGUAGCAACGACGAAUCAAUUUCAGCU